Rotaria sp. Silwood1 is the source of this 923-nucleotide messenger RNA. The record is from the annotation of a GenBank genome assembly. NCBI's taxonomy places the organism in Eukaryota, Metazoa, Rotifera, Eurotatoria, Philodinida, Philodinidae.
AUGGCAGCAAAUACAACAGUUACUUGUGGAACUGAAGUGAUUAAACAAUUGCACGAUUGGUCAAAACAAAAUCUACGUGAAGAAACUAUAUUAUGUUCAAUGGAUGUAAUAGAUCUGUAUACAAUGAUUCCACAAACAGAAGGAAUACUUGCAAUUAGAAAAAUGUUAAAUUACUUAAACAUAAAACAAAUUAAAGGUUUAACAAUUGAAACUAUUAUUCGUUUAUGUCGUUUUGUAAUACACAAUAACUAUUUUUCUUAUAAUGAAAAAUUUUAUUAUCAAGUACGAGGUGGUGCCAUGGGCUCACCAUUGACAUUAACAAUUGCUAAUUGUUAUAUGUUCUUUUUUGAACGUAGCAUUGUUAAACAAGUGAAUAAUAGCAAUGGACUUUACUUACGAUAUAUCGAUGAUAUAUUUAUUACUAUUAACUGGCCGAUACAACAUUUGUUAAAACAAAUUAACCGUUGGAAUCAAUUCGACAUAAAUAUUAAAUUGAAAGAACAAAUUGGCCAAUCAACGAAUUUUCUUGAUUUAUAUAUAGAAAAUAAAAAAGAUAGACUAUUUACAAAAGUUUACCACAAGCCAUCAUAUAAACCAUAUUAUUUACCAUUUACGAGUGUUCAUCCCAACCAUAUGAAAAUGAAUAUACCCUAUACAAUGUUAAUUCGUGCAAUUAAAUAUUGUUCUACAUUUGAAACAUAUGUAGAUGAACGUGAAAAAUUAAGAAUGGCUUUUCUAUUGAAUAAAUAUCCAAAUGAAUUUAUCGAUAAACAAUUCGAUCGCGUAUUCCAAAAACAUAAUUUAAUACAAUCUGUAGCCGCAAACGAUUACAAAAUUAUACGAGAAAAAUUAAUGUAUUCACAAAAAAAUGAAAACAUUCAAAUUGAUUAUAGAAGAACACUAUUUGUUCAUUUUACAUAUUG